GUGCUGGCGUCCGUACCGCGCACUCUCCGCCCCUGCCUCGAACUGGGUCAACCCCUCGGACGACCGUCGAGGGCUGUCGAGGGCUGUUUGCCCCCUAGAGAGACACACCGAGGCCAGUUGCGAGGCGCGCGCGCGACCAUACACCACGCCGACCAUCGAACACCCGAACGAGUACGCGCCGCGCCGCACCGCCUACGCUUCCAGGACUAGUCACGCACCCCGUACAACCACCGUGCACCCCCAGACACACGGAUCUUACGUGUCGCACCACCACCAGGGUGGACCGCAACCCCUGCUCCGGGACCUGCCUCGCUGCAAACGUUCCGUCGGCAAGUUCUGUCGUUGCCGGAGUUUCUCGGCGAGAAAAAGGGGAAGAUUAAUCAGUGCCGGUAGGAAUGGCGAUCGCGAGGGACGCGUCCACGAUGGCUCACGGUAGAUCGUGAGAUUUUCGGACGCGGGAGAAUUCGCAAAGUGUGCCGCGGAUACGCCGUGAAAAGUUGCGUCGCGAGCGAUGACGUUGUGCCAUGUGUUGUUGUGACGUGUCCACCUGCGAACGUGCUGUUCCCGGAAACGUGGAUCCCGGAUCCGGAAUCGUCGUCGAGAGUGUUUCAUGUUCCUGAAGCCUCUGAUCGAUCGUUUGCGCGCGGUACCGCGAUCGAGACAGGAGUAUCGGUGAUCGGUGAAGUUUCGAUAUUGUUCCUCGAGCGUGGGUGCGACCGUGAUCGAUCGAGCAUCGAUCGGAGGAAAGUGUCUUCGAGCGGAGAACGGUGCUAGUCCUCCUCGGCAUGAAGGGGAGUGUUCUAUGUUCCUGCGUGUAUUCCUGAUCAAAGUAGACCGUACGAUUGAUCCCGGACAUUCGAGGGUGUAUCUCGGGCGUAUCGAUAGCUCGAGCCAGGAACCAAGCACAGGAAAAGUGUCCUCGACUGGAGGAGAGCGCAAGUACUCGGCAUGAAGGACACUCAUUGGCCGGUCUUCGUCUGCGUUCUCAUGGCGACGACGGUGCUUUCCUGCCGGCAGAGCGAGUUCCCGUGCGGCAACGGACGCUGCAUCGCCCUGAACAAGGUGUGCAACGUCAUCGACGACUGCGGCGACGCGACCGACGAGCCGCGUCAGUGUUCGCCCUGCAACAAAACGUACUACGGCGACGUGGGGAAAACCUACGACCUGGAGCUCCAUCGACCGAAGGAGGAUAAGGUGCCUUACUUUUGCAAGCUCACCUUCAGCGCGCCGGGCGGCGACUUGGGCGACAUCGUUCAGUUGACGUUCGACAGCUUCACCCUAGGGAAAUUCGUGUCGUUCACCGCGGAGGGCUGUCCGGACGGUUCCCUGCAAAUUUCGGAGGCGGAACGGCCGGACGUCGGCGGCCUCUGGUGCGGAACGUCCUGGGGCCCGGCGAUCUACUACAGCGAGACACCGACGGCCUCCAUAUCGCUGAAGCUGCUCCGACUGAGCAAGGAUCAGACGGGAUACAAUUUCGACUUCCGGAUGGCGUACAAGACGAUCAGGAAGUCGGACGCGGUGGUGCGCUACGGGAAUCCGUUCGUCGGGAUCACCCACACAACGGUCGCACCGUCGCCGACGGAGGUGACGACGGCGUCGUUCACCGGCGAGUACGCUAACAGCUCUAUGGCGGCGGUGCCGGCGCAGAUGGUGGAGCAGCCGGCGACCACCCCGAAGCCCGGCGCCGAGCAGUACCUCGGGGACCUGAUAUCCGGGACCUAUUGCUCCCGAAUAUUCCACGGCUGCGACCGGAAGAAGUGCAGACUUCAGUCGCCGAACUUUCCCGGAUUGUACCCGCGGAAUCUCACCUGCUACUACGCGGUGAGGCAGCCCGACAUACCGGCCGGGAAACACGCCUUAAUUUCGGUGAAACAGCCCCGGGGCCAAUUGGUGGCCAUAAGGGCGCGGCCGGCCACCCAGGUGGAGUCCUCGCCCCGCGAGCUUCGCCUCUGGAAGGACUGCGACGUGGUGCAGGACUACGUGACCGUGUACGACGGCUACACGACCAGGGAUCCGGUGAUUCUGAAAUUCUGCGGGGGCGGGGAACCGGUGCCAGAGGCCACCAGCAGCGGCACGGAGAUCCUCGUCGAGUUCACUACGUCUCCUUACGGCACGUUCCUGCAGCCCACGCCUCCGCACUCGCUCCACGGCUUUCAAUUAGAAGUGCAAGUGAAGUUCGUCGACGUGGACUCGCCCACGUACGCGAAGAACAAGCACUGCGAGUUCUGGCUGCAGGGCAACAGCGGCGGGGUGCUCGCCUCGCCGCGGCACUCGUUGCCGAGGAACAGCACCUGCCUGUACCAUCUCCGAGGGGCGGGACCAGCGAUGCCGAGCCCAACGCCGCCGCGACCAUUGCCCAAGUUCCCGGAACAGAGGCCGGGGACCGUGUGGAGAAGGCCGGCGCCAAGGCCACCGCAGCCGCAGUUCCGCGUCUGGCUGUCCAUCCUGAAGUUCCACGUGGGCACCAGCCUGUCCACCGCCGACGAGGACUGCUCGACGACCCUGAUGGUGUGGGACGGCGAGAUGAUGCCGCUGUACGGGUGCAACGACCCCUCCUGCGAGAAGGAGCAGGCGAAGCGAGCAGACAAGUCGAACGAGCCCUCGCGACCCCUGGUGGGUCGACCGGCGGGCAACACGACCCUGCUGGCCCGGUACUGCAAGGACAAGGUGCCCAGGACCUGCGACCACGCGAUCCUGCAGAACACCAGUCGGCCCUGUUCGCUGGGGGAGAGCUUCGUCUCGAGCGGGAACACCUUGACCAUCGAGAUGAGGAUGGUCGAGUCGACGGCUCUCAGGCCAGUGAAUUUCCGUGCCCUGUACGAGUUCGUCGAUAUCCAUCAGGACGGGGAUCCUUACGGGAACGGGCCAUGCCAGAGGAUCUUCUACAGCCGUAAUCGGGAUCACUAUCCUGAUCGUAGAUUCCAGGCUCCGCGCGAUAUCUUCCUUUACGGUCGGGGCGGUUCGAAGAACAUCAGCUGCGUGUACCGGUUCGAGGGCGAGCACGACGAGAUCGUCAAGCUGAGGUUCAACAAGCUGCUGAACGGGAAUCGGACAUGCCGCAGCGUCUCCAGCUCGGACUUCAGCCGGCUGCUUUGCGUCGGCUCCGACAACUUCUCCGUGAAGGUGAUGGACCAGCCGUGGCCGAACGCGCCGCCGGUCCAGAGGGACUGUUUCUGCUCGAACAGGUCGCUGCCGAUGAACGUCAAGUCGACGUCGAACGUCGUCGAGGUGCAUUUCAACGUGCUGUCCAUGGACGCCCUCGACGAUUACAACGAUCUGUUCUUCGAGGCCACGUGGGACUUCAUCAAGACCAGCCCGUGCCUACAGAAGCGGAGGGUGCGCGGCCCGUCCGGGGAGAUCAAGUACAAAUCGCCCGUCGUCGACGAGGACGAGAAGAACUGCGAGAAGCAUCCGUGGCUGAUAGAACCGGGAUCGACCCAGUACCUGUACGUGAAGACGCAGGGCGUCCUGAUGUCGAACACCAGCAACAAAUGCGCGACGAAGAAUCGUAUCGUGGUGCACGUCGGCAAUUCAGCCCCUAAAUCGGUGUGCCCGAGGCCACCGGCGGACAUGAGGCACAGCGUGGUAGAGGUGUUCAGCGACGGCUGGGCCGUCAGCGGCGACGCCGUUUUCCCCAACCCGGGCCAGGAACCUGUCAAAAGCAUCGCCGUGGAGUUCAUCAUGAAGGAACCGGACAGUUACACGGUUACCUGGCUCGAGCUAACCAGGAGGCCGUCGGUGACCUCGACGGCGGGCCUGCAGAUGCCGAAGGACUGCGAGCAGCGUUGCCCGGAGCUGGACGCGUGCAUAAACGCGUCGCUAUGGUGCGACGGCGUCACCCAUUGCCCGUCGGGUUACGACGAGGCGUUGAAGCACUGCUCGAUGCUGCUGCAGCUGCCUCCGUUGCACCUCGCGCUCAGCCUCCUCGGGAUCCUGACCAUCCUCGUCGUGAUCUGCAUCGUGAUAUGGCGGAUCUGCCGGCAGCGCGCCAACAGGUCGAUAUCCCAGCACAGGCUGAAGAGCAUCUCCUCGGAGACGGCGAUCAUCGACGGCAAGGAAGUGAUCUGCUGACACAGCGACAGUUCUGUGCGGUACGUGGAGGUCGACCGCGUGACCACCGUGUGACGAUCAUGGGUCAUGCUUGUCGGCCGCCGUGGGCUCGCCCUAAGGGUGCUCAGGAUGUCAUCCUGAACGGGGCGACGCCACGGCGACCGCCGCCUCCGCGUAACGCGCAGAACUGCUUCGAGAGACCGGGUCCACGACUCGGACAUCACGCACGGUGGUUCUCUGCUCGAUGACUCGGAUCCGGGCCUGCCUGUCCCCCGUCUAGAGGGGUCCGAAGGGGUUCCGAGACCUCCCCCCAGCGUCCGCAAUUCUUCAGUCUUUUUAGCCAGCCGCGGGACUGGCCGCGUUUAGGGAAAGAUGGACUCCGCGUAGAGCUAGUUUCUGGGACUCUUCGAUCGCCGGGCUUUGGUACAGUUAUGUCUCUCUAAUUGACGCUCGGAUUGUCCACAAAACAUGCACGAUUUUGGGAAGAGGAGAUACGAU
Molecule: messenger RNA, 4548 nt
Organism: Megalopta genalis
Lineage: Eukaryota; Metazoa; Arthropoda; Insecta; Hymenoptera; Halictidae
Cellular component (GO): plasma membrane
Molecular function (GO): protein binding
Source: RefSeq, a predicted model, not a curated record